UACACGUUAUCAACAUGGCGGAUGACGAACAAGAAUGCUACAAUAAGCAAAAUCAGCCAGUUGGAAGUGAAAGCGAUGAUGAUAUCCCUCAGUUAUCGGCUCAUACUCUGGCAGCUUUGCAGGAAUUUUAUGCUAAAGAGAAACAAAGGCAGGAAUCAGAAGCAUCACAAGAAAAUCAGGAAAUAAGCGAGGACUGGCAAUUGAGUCAGUUUUGGUAUGACAACAGAACAGCCACAAUAUUGGCAGAAGAAGCUCUAAGAGCAUCACAAAAUGGCAGAAUAGCUUGCCUUUGUUCACCAACUUUGUACAAAAAACUAAUUGAAAUCAAACCAGAGGGAUGUGAAGCAAAAGUCUUCGAAUAUGACGGAAGAUUCUCUGUAUUUGGUGAAGAUUUUGUUUUCUAUGACUACAAGAAGCCAUUGGACUUCCCUGCUUCAGUCACUGAGCACUCCUUUGAUAUAGUUGUGGCUGAUCCCCCUUUCCUCUCAGAAGAAUGCCUCAGAAAAACUGCAGAGACAAUAAAAUACCUUGGAAAAGAAAAAAUUAUCUUAUGCACUGGCCAAAUCAUGGAAGAUUUAGCUUUCAAGCUGCUCAGAGUAGAGCCUUGCAAGUUCCAACCAACACAUGCCAGGAACCUCGCCAAUAAAUUUGCUUGUUUUGUAAAUUAUGAUAGUGAGCUGGAUAAAUGAUAGAGGCAUUUCUUUUAGAAGAUCAACAGUUUGUGAAUUCUUCUACACUGCUUGAGGCCUCAAAUUCUACUGCACAGUAAAGGCAUGUUAUCAAUUUCUCAUCAUACUGAGCUAAAUCAUGUCAAUGGAUUUGCAGUGCUACAAUCUCAGUGGAAAGUGAAAACUGUUUAUGGUACAUACUUGCCAAAAACAGGGGAACACCAUUCUUGACAAUAGAAUACAAUAGUUCUUUCAUAAAAGCCCAGUCUCAUUAACAACAGAGAAAAAGUGCUCAUUUAGAAAUAAUCACCAUGUGUUAAGGCCAGGUUAAUAAUUUUAUGCAUAAAAAUGAAAUGUGUAGACAGUGUAUGUCAGAACACCUACCACAUACAAUUCUAAAAGGAUUUGCAUUGCAACAAGAAAAGUUUAACUCAAGAAAAUAUAAUUUUACAAUCAGAGAGUA
This is a messenger RNA of Pocillopora damicornis (cauliflower coral), 1131 nucleotides long. Its product is annotated as EEF1A lysine methyltransferase 1. The record is from RefSeq and is a predicted model, not a curated record. NCBI's taxonomy places the organism in Eukaryota, Metazoa, Cnidaria, Anthozoa, Scleractinia, Pocilloporidae. Gene Ontology annotation, molecular function: nucleic acid binding; protein-lysine N-methyltransferase activity. Gene Ontology annotation, biological process: methylation.